Molecule: messenger RNA, 1637 nt
Organism: Camelus dromedarius (Arabian camel)
Lineage: Eukaryota; Metazoa; Chordata; Mammalia; Artiodactyla; Camelidae
Gene: HOXA2
Product: homeobox A2
Exons: 2
Coding region: 485-1606 (373 amino acids)
Biological process (GO): regulation of transcription by RNA polymerase II
Cellular component (GO): nucleus
Molecular function (GO): DNA-binding transcription factor activity, RNA polymerase II-specific; RNA polymerase II cis-regulatory region sequence-specific DNA binding
Source: RefSeq, a predicted model, not a curated record
CACUCACACACACUCCCAGGCGCACACACCAGAUCUUUGCUGAUCAGGAGGCAGGCAGGCACCCUUGCCCCCACGCACUCCCAGGCAUCUCCACCCACACCCACAUAUAUGUAUUUUUGCCCUGAAAAAAGUGUAAAUAAAGCCUCGCUGGCCCCCAAUGAGGCGUUCCUUCCCGACUUUUUUGGAUCAAUCAAACAGACAGUGGCUUCUUUUGAUUAAAGCCCAAAUUGUCAUUGGGCAGAAGCAAUCAUGUGACAGCCAAUUCGGUCCAAUUUCAACCUUGUCUCCAUGAAUUCAAUAGUUUAAUAGUAGCACGGUCCCCAUACGGCUGUAAUCAGUGAAUUAGAAAAAAAACACCCCAGCAGCGAUCUUCUAUGAUAGAUUUUUUUUUCCCUCCGUGCUCGCCUUUUUCCUGGGCCUUGCCCCCCCAAAGCCCCUCCAGAAGAGGGAACUUUUUCUCCGAGGGGGCUCCAAGGAGAAGGCCAUGAAUUACGAAUUUGAGCGAGAGAUUGGUUUUAUCAAUAGCCAGCCGUCGCUCGCUGAGUGCCUGACAUCUUUUCCCCCUGUCGCUGAUACAUUUCAAAGUUCAUCAAUCAAGACCUCGACGCUUUCACACUCGACACUGAUUCCUCCUCCUUUUGAGCAGACCAUUCCCAGCCUGAACCCGGGCAGUCACCCUCGCCACGGCGCUGGCGGCCGCCCCAAGCCGAGCCCCGCGGGCAGCCGCGGCAGCCCAGUGCCCGCCGGCGCCCUGCAGCCGCCCGAGUACCCCUGGAUGAAGGAGAAGAAGGCGGCCAAGAAAACCGCGCUGCCGCCCGCCUCGGCCGCCGCCGCCACCACCGGCCCUGCCUGCCUCAACCACAAAGAAUCCCUGGAAAUCGCCGAUGGCAGCGGCGGGGGCUCCAGGCGCCUGAGAACUGCUUACACCAACACGCAGCUUUUAGAGCUGGAAAAAGAAUUUCAUUUCAACAAGUACCUCUGCAGACCCCGAAGGGUGGAAAUUGCAGCGCUGCUGGAUUUGACUGAGAGACAAGUGAAAGUGUGGUUUCAGAACCGGAGGAUGAAGCACAAGAGGCAGACCCAGUGUAAGGAGAACCAAAACAGUGAGGGAAAAUUUAAAAGCCUCGAAGACUCUGAGAAAGUGGAGGAGGAUGAGGAAGAGAAGUCGCUCUUUGAGCAAGCCCUCAGCGUCUCCGGGGCCCUUCUGGAGAGGGAAGGUUACACUUUUCAGCAAAACGCCCUCUCUCAGCAGCAGGCUCCCAGUGGACACAAUGGCGACUCCCAAAGUUUCCCAGUUUCGCCUUUAACCAGCAAUGAGAAAAAUCUGAAACAUUUUCAGCACCAGUCACCCACUGUUCCUAACUGCUUGUCAACAAUGGGCCAGAACUGUGGCUCUGGCCUAAACAAUGACAGUCCCGAGGCCCUCGAGGUCCCCUCUUUGCAGGACUUUAACGUUUUUUCCACAGAUUCCUGCCUACAGCUUUCAGAUGCAGUCUCGCCCAGUUUGCCAGGUUCCCUCGACAGUCCUGUAGAUAUUUCAGCUGACAGCUUUGACUUUUUUACAGACACACUCACCACAAUCGACUUGCAGCAUCUGAAUUACUAAAAACAUUAAAGCAAAACAAAGCAUCACAAAA